AUGUUUAACGGUACAGAAGUUCCAAUAAAAUCUAUUGAAGGUUGGGUCAUAUUGGUUACUGGAAUCCACGAAGAAGCCCAGGAGGAGGACGUAAGGGAAGCUUUCGAAAACUACGGAACAGUGACUAAUCUACAUUUGAACCUAGAUCGAAGAACUGGAUACGUUAAAGGUUACGCUUUGUUGGAAUUUAAGAAUAGAAAUGAAGCUGAAAGUGCUAUAACUAAUUUAAACGGAUCACAUCUCCUAGGGAAGCAAAUUUCAGUAUCCUGGGUGUUUAGAGAAACUCCUCAAGUCUAA
Molecule: messenger RNA, 297 nt
Organism: Theileria annulata
Lineage: Eukaryota; Apicomplexa; Aconoidasida; Piroplasmida; Theileriidae
Product: RNA-binding protein, putative
Exons: 3
Coding region: 1-297 (98 amino acids)
Biological process (GO): RNA splicing
Cellular component (GO): cytoplasm; nucleus; exon-exon junction complex
Molecular function (GO): mRNA binding
Source: RefSeq, a predicted model, not a curated record